AUAGUUUAUCAUCUAUUAUUCAAAAGUUUCAUUUUUGUUAAUGUUGAAUUGGGUACUCAUCAGUUUGCAAGAAUAGAUAUAUUUACCAAUGGAUUAGAAUUUGGAGAAAUUAGGGUUAGAAUUUGAUAAUUUUACUAUCAAUUUGGAGAAUUUAGGGUUAGAAUUUGAUAAUAAUAUUUUGAUGUCUGCUUUACUAAACUAGAUUUUUAUUUUAUUUUUUAUACUUCAAGUUGAGAUAUUACAGAGAUUGAAGCUUUCUUUUAUGCGUUUUUGUGUUCGGUUCAGUUUUCGUGUCAGAUAUAUCUAAAAGCAAGCCUCAUUGUAUCAGAGUAUUCCUUAAACCAACAUCAGGAAGUCAGGUUUAAUAUCAAACGUUUCUGCUGGCCGGAUGUUUCGUUCAACGGAUUUCAACUUCUUAUCGGAGAGGUUCAUAUUACAAAACUUCAAAAAUUUACUGACCUCGGCAUUAUAAAAGAUUUCAAUUCAUAUAUUUCAGAAAUGCUCUGGUUUCUGAAGUAGUUUAAUUAAUGAUCAGGUUCCUUGCAGUAGAAGCAAUGACUAAAACGUAUUCAGAUUCGAAGCAUUAGACCCUAUUAAAUUCUUUCUUUGUCUUUCAUUAAUUUCAGCUUUUCAACUUCUCAGCUCACUACAUUCCAUUACUCAGACUGCUCUAUAUAAUGAUCAGAAGUUUGUUAAGCCAGCACAACAAGAAAGAAAAAAAGUUAAGAGGCAAAGGAAGGGGAAACGGAAAUUAUGGUAUUCAUUCUUAAAUGGAAAACUAUGGUUAUUCGAUCAGAACAUCUCAAGAUCUUAUAAAAUCAGUAACUUGCUGAGUGACAUCAUUGACAAUAUUUUGAUUUGUCUGCCAAUUCAUUAAGCAGUGAAGACUUGUAUCUUCUCCAAGAAUUGGAGGUCUAAGUGGAGAUACCUUUCGAAAUUGGUAUUUGACAAUACUUUUUAUCAGAAAUCAGUAUUAACUUCUACUGCACAGCCUAAUAUUGCAAAACUCUUUUUUAAUAUCUAUAAAGUUAUAAUACUUCACCAUGGACCCAUAUUGAAUUUUACUUUUCAUGUUCCAAUUUUCAUACCGUAUCCUGAGAUUUACCAAUUGAUUCAUUACCUAAGCGAGAAAGAUGUUCAAGAAAUUAGCUUUGAUAUUAAAGGAGGUCUUCUUGAAUACUAUAGAUUGCCAUCAUUUCUGUUCUCAUGUGUGACAUUAAGACACUUGACCUUGUCCUCUUGUUCUUUCACAGUUCCAUCGGCAUUUCAAGGAUUUGUUAACCUGAUUUCUCUUAUGUUUCAGUGGGUUCGUUUUGAUACCAAUGUAUUUAGUUUCAUCUCCAAAUGCUCAUCACUUGAAAAACUUUCUAUAAAAAGCUGUUCCAAUAUUGGUAACCUUGAUAUUGACAUUCCUUCCCUUGAGUUCUUUCACUUCUAUGGCUCUUUUGAGGCUAUUUGUUUUAGUAAAGCUAGUCAGAAUCUUUCAACGGUUAUAAUUGAUAAUGCCGCAACUGAUGUAAAUAUUUCGGUACUCGAAAGCUCUGAACCGAUCAAUCUUUUCCAAUGUCUACGUAAUGUUGAGCACUUGCGUCUCGGAUCUCACUUUGUGGAUUAUCUGGUUGAAGGAACAAUGCCAAGAAAACUUUCAGCAACUCUUGGCUGGCUUAGAGUUCUUGAAUUACCUGAAAUACGUUUUGGGUGGGCGGACGAGGUCUCUCUUGUUCUUUGCUUGGUUGUGAGCUCUCCUAACUUGCAGAAGCUUGAGAUUGGGUCUGUUCCAACUACGUAUGAAAUACAGUCUCUUGCUCCUGAAAUUUUGAAAGUACAAGACCUUUUGGAUAAUGCGCUGAAAAAGCUUCGAGUGGUGAGCAUGAAGCUUGCAGACACGGAAGUAGUAAAAGCUGAAUUGGAAUUUAUUAAGUUUCUAUUGGCUGAAUCAGUUGUACUUGAAAAGAUGUUUAUACAGCCUGCCGAAGGAGCAGUUGCACUUAAGAUUUUGAAAGAGGUUCUUCGAUUUCAACGUUCAUCAACAAAGGCAGAAAUUGUAUACCUAGAUCCUGAUGAUGAAGGAAUUUUGAUCUAUAUGUAGAAUGAAACCAGGCAGCAAUAAUUCAUGCUUCACAGGUACGUACAGUCGAGCAAAUAAUAUAUCAGCAAAAUGCAUUUUCGGAUCCCUAUUCGUUUUUCGGAUUGAAUUCCUCCACUUUGAUUUGUUAAGAUUGAGUAUUUAAUUUACACUUUUAAUUAUAUAUUAGGUCCAUGUGUUGUGGAAAUGAAGUGCGUAUACUUCACGUGUCGUAACUGCAAUUGAAUAACUUUUUUAUUCAUUUUUUAAAAUUAUUUUUUUAGAAUUACAUUCUUAUAUUCACUUUUGUUGAAAGUAAAAUUUUUAAUGGGUUUUUUCACGAGAUGGAGA
Mercurialis annua (annual mercury) is the source of this 2416-nucleotide messenger RNA. RefSeq names its product F-box/FBD/LRR-repeat protein At1g13570-like. NCBI's taxonomy places the organism in Eukaryota, Viridiplantae, Streptophyta, Magnoliopsida, Malpighiales, Euphorbiaceae. The coding region runs from base 1295 to 2089 and encodes 264 amino acids. The record is from RefSeq and is a predicted model, not a curated record. The transcript has 5 exons.